This is a messenger RNA of Linum tenue, 4191 nucleotides long. NCBI's taxonomy places the organism in Eukaryota, Viridiplantae, Streptophyta, Magnoliopsida, Malpighiales, Linaceae. The record is from the annotation of a GenBank genome assembly.
AACUGAAGAAGGAAAAAUAUGAAGUCGCAAAGGAAAUGAAAAAGAGAAAGGAAAGGAAGAAUAUAGAGAGGAAAAAGGAGUUCUUUUCCCUUUCUGAAUCGUGUAAAUAGUAUAGGGAAGUGUAUGUGAGAGAGAGAGAGAGCUUAGCUGGCGAGAGCGGGAUAGCCGGAAAGUCAAACUUCCUCCUUCCACCACCGUCAUCGCCGCCCAAUCCCGGCGGUCGUCUGCUCACCAAACCUACCUGACCCGCCGUAAACCCAUUUCACUCCUUGUUCCAUUGUCAUUCUGCCUUCCCAUACUUAAUUUCAACAACCCAUUUGUUUUUCUUCCUCCGCUGAUUAUUUUGAUUUCUUUUUUGGGUCCCCUCGUUGUCAACUGAAGAGAUUGGAGUGUGCCAGAAGGGAAGAGAGAGACGGAGGAAACAGAGUAGGUAGAGAGAAAAAUAGUAUUGGUAGCCAACAAUUUGUUUUUUUUGGGGGGGAAGGGGAAGAAAUGGGCAACAAUGUAAAUGGGAAGCAACUAAUUUUGUUUGCGAGUGCUCCCUCUUGAGGGAAAAGAGAGGAAAAAAGUGUCGAAGCCUCGUCUUUGGUUUAGCUUCGUGAUUGUGGUGAAGGAAUUUCUGACCCACAUUUCGCUUUUCCUUCUGCUUCCCCUUCAAAAUUCUCGCAGUCUUUUUGAUGAAUGGGUACGUAGUAUUUGAUAUGAGGAAAAGGGUAUUGGAGUUGCUCCUUCACUAUUCGUAACAAACAAAACUGGAGAGGAGCCAUGGUGGAUCCCGCAAGUGUGAAAGCAUUCACCAUUAUUGUACUGAAUCUGGUGGUGUUGUUUCAGCCGACAUUUCAGCAGCAGCAGCAGCAGCAGCAGAGGCUUAGUUCAAGGACUGAGCGAGCUGCCCUGUUCCAGCUGAGGUCUAGUUUGGGUAUAAGGAGCAAAGAAUGGCCUAGAAAGGUUGACCCUUGCUUGGCUUGGGUGGGGAUCAAAUGUGAUAAUGGCAGUGUUUCUGAGAUCAACAUUUCUGGGUUCAGGAGGACUAGGGUGGGUUCACAGAACCCUCAAUUUGCUGUGGAUGCACUUGUCAAUUUCACCAGCUUGACUUCCUUCAAUGCCUCUGGAUUCAUGCUUCCUGGCUCAAUCCCUGAUUGGUUUGGUCUGACUCUCUUCAAUCUCCAGGUUCUUGAUCUCACCUCUUGCUCUAUAAUCAAUGCCAUUCCUGCUAGUUUAGGAGGUUUGACUAGCUUGAUUCGACUUCAUUUGGCUGGUAACCGUUUGACUGGUAUCAUCCCUUCCACUUUGGGUCAGUUGCUGCAGCUUUCGGUUCUUGAUCUCUCACGGAACUUGUUUACUGGUUCCAUAACUCCUACGUUUGGCUCCUUGUCGAAUUUGUCAAGUCUUGAUAUGUCUUCGAACUUCUUAGCUGGACCAGUUCCUCCUGAACUUGGGACGUUGUCCGAGCUCACGUACUUGAAUCUUUCCAACAAUAGUUUGUCAUCUUCAAUACCUGCUGAGCUUGGGGGCCUUGUUGGUUUGGUUGAUCUUGAUCUCACCCGCAAUUCAUUGACUGGAGGACUGCCUAUUGAGUUAAGUGGGCUGAUUAAUUUACAAAGCCUGCUGCUUGGUAACAACUUCAUAGGUGGCUCUUUGCCAACCAGUCUGUUUGCUAAUCAAACUAGGUUGCAGAAUGUGGUUCUCAGCCAAAAUGAUUUCACUGGUUCUAUUCCUGGGGAGCUAUGGUCAAUGCCUGCAUUGCGCUUGCUCGAUAUCUCUGGUAACAAUUUCACAGGUAUGCUGCCACCUACUGACUUGAAUUCUGGCAACACUAGUGCAGCGGUAUUGAACAUAUCCUCAAAUCAGUUCUAUGGAGUUCUUGGACCUAUAUUGAGAAGAUUCAGUUCUGUUGAUCUAUCUGGUAACUAUUUUGAAGGCAUGGUUCCAGAUUAUGUGCUUAACAAGGCAUCUUUCGAUAGAAAUUGUUUCCAGAAUGUUACGAAUCAGAAGAACUUGUUUGAGUGUUCAUCGUUUUACUCCGACCAGGGACUGACUUUUGAUAAUUUCGGCCUCCCAAAUUCUACACAAUCUGGUGGGAGAACUUCAGGGAAGAAGAGCAAGAAAAAUCUUAUUAUAUUGGCAAGUGUCCUGGGGGGACUUGCUCUUCUGUUUUUAGCAAUUUUCAUUUUUCUGCUGCUUUUCUGCUGUCGGAAGAGGAACGGUUCAAAUCAAAGAGGGGUUGCUGUUGAACCAGCUCCUGCUUCAGGGACUGCUCCACCUCCGCCUCCGGAAGCAUCGAUUAACUUCUUGAGUUUGGGAGAUACAUUCACAUAUCAACAGCUGCUUCAAGCUACUGGUGAGUUUAAUGAUGCGAAUCUUAUUAAGCAUGGCCACUCUGGAGAUAUUUAUCAAGGCAUCUUGGAAAAUGGGAUCCCUGUGGUGGUGAAAAGGAUUGAUUUGAGCGCUAUUAAGAAGGAUGCAUAUCUGGUCGAGCUUGCUUUUUUCAGUAAAGUUUCACAUUCUAAAGUGGUGCCACUGUUGGGACAUUGCUUAGAGAAUGAAAAUGAGAAGUUUUUGGUGUAUAAAUACAUGCCAAACGGGGAUUUGGCGAGUUCUUUGUUCAGGAAAACUAGUUCAGAAGAUGAUACUUUGCAGUCACUGGAUUGGAUUACGAGAUUGAAAAUUGCAAUUGGUGCUGCAGAAGCUCUUUGUUGCCUGCACCAUGAAUGUACACCACCCAUUGUGCACAGAGAUGUUCAAGCAAGCAGCAUCCUUCUUGAUGACAAAUUUGAAGUAAGAUUAGGGAGCUUGAAUGAGGUCCAUGCUCAAGAAGCGGAUGUUCAUCAAAGCAGGAUCACCAGGCUGCUGCGGUUACCGUCUUCUGAUCAAGGAACUUCUGGUCAACAGACAGCCACGUGUGCCUAUGAUGUCUACUGCUUCGGGAAAGUCCUUCUCGAGCUAGUGACAGGAAAUAUCGGCAUUAGUGCAGCAAGUGAUACCCAACUGAAGGAAUGGCUUGAACAGAUCAUCCCCAACAUAAGCAUGUACGAGAAGGACCUCGUUGUUAAAAUCGUGGACCCUUCUCUAAUCAUCGACGAAGAUCUCCUGGAGGAAGUUUGGGCCAUGGCAAUAGUAGCAAGGUCCUGCCUGAACCCCAAACCUUCGAGGCGGCCCUUAAUGAGAUACAUCCUCAAGGCAUUGGAAAACCCUCUGAAAGUAGUGAGGGAAGAGACUACAGACUCCGCAAGGCUAAGAACAUCCUCGAGAGGAUCAUGGAAUGCAGCUGUGUUCGGUAGCUGGCGUCAGGCAUCCGAUGUAACUGUGGUACCUGCAACAGCUUCCACCAGCCGGCGGCCAGAGGGAGGAGGGGGCAGUUUUAAAAGGUCAGCAACGUCAAAGUCGAAUUCGCAGUCUCAGGGGAGUGGCGGUGGGCAGAAUGGUGGGGGUGGUGAGCAUUCUUCUUCGCGCAGACGUCAUUCGAGGGAUAUUUUCCCAGAACCAUCUGAAGGUCAACAAGAUAUAGAGAGGCAAGAACACGAUUAGGAAUGUAGAUGCGAAUGAUGGACAUUCUUUGUUAAUAAAGAUGGCUGUGGCAGUGACAACAGCAGCAGCAGCAGCAGGCUUUCCUAUUUCAGAGUGCCUGCUUGCUUUUGUUUCCCAAAAGUGGAGGAGUCAUGUUUUGUAGGGUUUCGGUUGCCUUGGUGGUGAAGAAAGUAACUUUCAGAGGCUGUUUUUUUUGGUUUGAUGGUAGUGAUUUGGAGGGCUUGAUGGAGAUCACAGGUGCAGUUCAACAUGAUUUGUUUGGCAGGUUAACGGUAAUUGAACAGAGCUGCCAUUUUUUUCUGUUCCUUUAGAGUUUUUGUAAGUGGGUCUCCUGUUCUAUUUCUUUUGGUGGGGCAGUCUUUGGUGCUCUGCAAUCAUUGUAAAGGUGUAAACUUUGUUAAGAAUCUGAUGAUAUUGAAAUUGGGUGGGGUUGGGGUUCUUAAGUUAUCUCUUGGAAAGGAAAAGAAGACAUCAUGGAAAAUAACAAACAAAAGAGAAGAUUGUACACUUACUUGUUCGUUUCCCUUUCCUUGUGUUGUUUUUCUUGUGCUUGAGCAUGGUAGUUUCAUCACUCUUACCUUAAAAGCCAAGGGAAAAGACAGGAGACAGGUUGUUGGAUUUACUAGUUACCUGAGAUCCCUUGUUCUAUGGCCAACAGAUGAG